This is a messenger RNA of Athene cunicularia (burrowing owl), 1305 nucleotides long. Its product is annotated as calmodulin, striated muscle. Gene Ontology annotation, biological process: regulation of ryanodine-sensitive calcium-release channel activity. Gene Ontology annotation, molecular function: calcium ion binding. Lineage: Eukaryota; Metazoa; Chordata; Aves; Strigiformes; Strigidae. The transcript is spliced from 2 exons. The record is from RefSeq and is a predicted model, not a curated record. Bases 531 to 980 code for a protein of 149 amino acids.
GCCCUGGGGCUGGGGAGACUGGGGGGGUUGGGGGGCGGUGGGGGCCCUCUCAACCCCCCCAACGCAGUGCUGGAGGCCUUUGCACAACUCCAAACCCCACCCAAAUUGCCUUAAAAUAACCAGAAAUAGUGUGUGUCACCCCCCUUCCGCCUGCCUCUCCCCGAAACCACCACUCUGCUGCAAGCCACAGCACAAAUCCCUUAAUUAAGGGCAUUCGUUAGGAGCCUGUCCCACAAAAUGCUACCGGUGGGGCAAGCGGGACCGCAGCCAGGGUGGCCCAAGGGGGCUGGUGGUCACCCUUCUUCUCCAGCACCCCGAAACUCCCCUGCCUGCUCCGCCAGGGUCCAGCUGAAUCAUUCCUGCUCCAUGGCUCGGCCUCUCCCACAUGCUCCAGCUCCUGAUUCCUCCUCCUCCUCCUCCUCCUCCUCCUCCUCCGGGGAGAGGCAGGUUGGAGGGAGGAGGCCCCACGUGCACCUCCCCACCGGCGCCGCGGCGUGCCGGGGCAGAGUAGCGUGCGAGCGGGGAGCGCCAUGGCCGAGCGGCUGUCGGAGGAGAAGAUCGCUGAGUUUAAGGAGGCUUUUUCCCUUUUUGACCGGGAUGGAGACGGUUGCAUCACCACGAAGGAGUUGGGCACCGUCAUGCGCUCGCUGGGGCAAAACCCCACUGAAGCGGAGCUGCAGGACAUGGUGGGGGAGGUGGAUGCCGACGGCAGCGGCACCAUCGACUUCCCCGAGUUCCUCUCGCUGAUGGCGAGGAAGAUGAGGGACACGGACAGCGAGGAGGAGAUCCGCGAGGCUUUCCGCGUCUUCGAUAAGGACGGCAACGGCUACAUCAGCGCGGCGGAGCUGCGGCACGUCAUGACCAACCUGGGCGAGAAGUUGACAGACGAGGAGGUGGAUGAGAUGAUCAAGGAGGCCGACUGCAACAACGACGGGCAGGUCAACUAUGAGGAGUUCGUGAGGAUGAUGACGGAGAAGUGAGCCCCCCACCACCACCACUCACUUCCAACCCCAUCCCACAGGGAACAGAGGUCGUGUUGGUCCCCCAGCCCCUCCAUCCCCUACCGCCUUCUAUCCACCAUCCCAGGCUGGAAAAAUCCUCUUUUAUCCCAGUCAGAGCAUCACCAGCCAGCGUCUGCAUCGGAUGCGGGCAUCCCACCUGGCAGGAUGGGGCUUGGGGUGCAGAUGGACAUGGGGGGGGUAAAUCUCAGCUGCCCUCCCACGAGAGGCAACUCUCGUGUCCGUAGAGGUGCCAGUGGCCACCACGCGUCCCCCGGCACCAUGCCAAGUCCAAUAAAGAAAUGUC